CUGAUGCAACCGGUCUGAACAAAGUUGGAGUAAAUAUUUCCAUUGUCGACUACACAGAUUCUGAUGAAUCUCAGACUCCAUCUAGGAAUCCUGUUCAUGUUAACAGAUGUUUUCAGAUAUCAAGUCCAAGUUCUGCCUCUGACUAUGAACUCAGCCUCUCCAAAAAGGGUUACCACCAAGUUCCUAUCCCUAGGCUUAGGAGGACCAAAAGCAUACAGAUGAAAAACUGGAUUGAUUUGGAUUCGGAUGAGCUUUUUGACUCAACCUCAGCUGACAGUGGAGAGGAAUAUAUCCCAAAGACCAGUGAAGAUUCUGAUGGUACAGACAUCAGUGAAGUUCUUGGGCCCGUCAAACAGAGAGAGAGCCAGAGAGACAGUUUGCUUCAAAGGCAUGUGGAUGACAUUGAAGAUAGUGUUUUUUCCCCAACAGAAGCAAGUGCCUCUUCAAAACAGUUGGUUUAUAGAGGACGCUCACCCUUAAGAAAGAGAUGCAGCCGUGGUACAAGACGUAAAAGGCAACGUUUAACUAGUGUGUCCUGUGCUACAACACCAACUAGGAGUGGUAACUCAUCAAAACUGAGUGAAAUAGGAGACACUGGUUCCCUGUUAGAAAACUCAAUUCCAGAUCUGGACCAGAAUCUUCCUGACAGUGCCUCUUCACUCCUUACAGAAGAUAGAGAUUCUGAUGAUUCACUCGUCAUACCUACCAUCUGUAAAAAGGAGAACGGGUCAAGAAUAUACAACAAAAAGCAGUUUUGUCUUUACUGUAAGUUGGGAGUUGUUAAAAUUGCAAGACAUUUGGAGCGGGCUCAUCCCAAUACGACAGAGGUUGCAGAGGCUUUAUCCUUUCCUAAACGCUCAAAAGAAAGACGAAUGCAUCUGGAACAUUUGAGAAACAGAGGCAACUUUGCACACAAUGUUGAAGUAUUAAAUUCCGGUGUUGGAAAUCUUGUUCCUCGCAGGCAGCCAAGACAGGACUCCAAAGCACAGGAUUUCAUGCAUUGUACAUAUUGUCAAGGGUUUUAUGCAAGGAAACUUCUUUGGCGGCACAUGAUCGUCUGCAAGUUCAAGCCUAAUGUUCCAGGCAAACCAGGCAAAACCCGUGUCCAGGCUCUCUGUGCAUUUACUACACCACCACCACCUGGUGUCAAACAAGAACUUUGGAGAUUGAUAACCAAUAUGGUACAAGAUGAAGUUUCUUCUGCAGUCAAAUCUGAUGCCUGUAUCAUGGAGUAUGGUGAGCAUCUGUUUAACCGACUUGGUUAUGAUGCUGGCAAACAUGAGUACAUUCGGCAGAAAUGUAGAGAGCUUGGAAGGCUUCUGCUCUGCUCAAGGAAAACCACUUCCUUAAAGACUAUUCAAGACCACAUCAAACCUGCAAACUUUAUGCAAGUUGUGCAAGCUGUGAAAUGUGUGGCAGGCUAUGACAAAAGUCAGGUCACAUCCAGUCAGAGGGAGGAGAACGAGGCAUCAGAUGUGGGCCAUAGCAAUGCCUCACCACAGCAGAACCGUAGCGAUGCCUCACCACAGCAGAACCGUAGCGAUGCCUCACCACAGCACCCUCAGUCAUCAAAAAGAGAAAGAG
Labrus bergylta (ballan wrasse) is the source of this 1584-nucleotide messenger RNA. The record is from RefSeq and is a predicted model, not a curated record. Lineage: Eukaryota; Metazoa; Chordata; Actinopteri; Labriformes; Labridae.